GUGACGCGCGAUGCUGCCAUGUUUGUAGUGGCAUUCGCUUGUCAAGCAGGUGCGAGGAAAAGCCGCCGAUCUUCCCAGUCUGCGCCCGUCUCGGGUUUACACUGGGAGGUCGACGAGGCAAAAGGAAGAGGGACGGUUGCGGGGCAAGGAGCAGGAAGCGUCUGCGGUCAGGCUGCCCGGGCAGCAUGGGGACCAUGGCCUGCGAGCCUGCGCCCUGCACUGUCAAGAGCCCAGUAACUCUGCAAGUGGGCGAUGUGCGAACUGAGCUAGGUCGGUCUGGUGUUGUGGUGAUUGACGUUCUACUCCCACACUCACAGGCCAUUGACUUGCAAGAGAUUGUGUUCAAGAACUACUACACUGCCUUUUUGACCAUGCGAGUGCAGCGCCGAAGCUCUGCAGAUGGUGGGAAUGAAAGCCCUUCCAAAUGGGUGACCUGUUUGCGGAAUUACUGCCUGAUGCCCAACCCACAUACAGAGGAAGGCUCCCAAGAGUACUUCUCUCUCUCCAGACAUCAGAUGCUUUGUGAUGUGGACCGGGUGGCCGCCCUGCGUCUCAUCCUGCGCCAACCAUCCCCAGUGUGGCUGCAUUUCACUAUUGAGGAGCUCCAGCUUUUCCCUGCAGGUCAAAAGAGUCCUCAGAAAGGCUUUCCUGCUUGGCUUUCUCACACAGCUCCUCAGGAACAACCAACAAACCUGCAUGAUGAACUCCCUGAUGCUGACAAAGUGUCUUCUGAACUGCAGCAAAUGUGGGUUCUGACUGAGAUGCUCCAAGCCAGCCAACCAGCAGCACAGAUUGGACGCUUUGAUGUGGAUGGCUGCUAUGAUCUCAACCUCCUUUCGUAUACCUGAGGUCCACCAGGGCUAGAAGUGGACCUGGUUCCUAAGAGCUGAACUCGCUGGUUUACCACCCUGUGUUGUGGGAUUGGCUUGAGGCAGGAAGAAAUGAUGAACUAAGUCUCCUGUCUUUAUAUUCUAGCAUUCUCUUUUCUGCUGUGAGGAAAUGGCCUUUUGGGAUGCUUUCCAAUUAUAUUCUGUCUCUCCAGCCUGCUGUUAUGUGGAGAAAAUUCUUAUAACCCUGCAUUCUGCACUGGACUAUGGCAAGCCUGGAUACUAUGAACUGAAGGUAUCUUAUCUGGGUUCUUCACCUCCUGCUUUGCUUUUCCAAACACUGCUCUUUGGUUUAUGUUCUUUGAGGGCAAAACUGAGCAUUGUCUUCAAUAGCCUGGCACUGUGUGACAGAGUGGAGGUUUCUUUCAUUUUUGCAAGUGAAUGACCUGAGAUUCUCAAGACAAUGAUAAGCCUAUGAGGAAUCUGUUUCCAAAUCCAGGUUUGGGUAUUCCAAGAAACAAACAUUCAGUUCACAGUUCUUCUAGCACAGCCAUUCCACUUACAAUUGGAGUGCUGGUCUUUUUUUCUUUGUUUACAUGGCAAUAAUGGAAUCUUCUUGAAGACUUAAGUCCUCACUUCCCCCUAAAGCAGGUGGGGAACUGCCAGCCAUCUAGCUUUUGUUGUACCAUUUGCCAUCAGUCAGCUGGCAUGGCCAAUAAUCAUCAGGGAUGAUGGAGUUGGCCCAACAACAUCUGGAGUGCAUUCAACUGGCUUAGCUGAUUUUACAGGGCUAGCCCUGAUAUAUCUUAAGUUAGCAAUGGCUGUAGCUGCAACUCAGUUACAGUUGUGAUCCAAGAGAAAUAGUGUAGAAUGGAAGUGUUAGUCUGUACUAUGUGUUUGUUUUCAAAUGAGGCCUGGAGCACCAUGACAACCACAUCUAUCAAGAUUUCAAGAAGUAAAUCUUACAUCUUGCUAGAAAGCAUGACUGCUAACAUUCUGAGAGAGUGACCUUCCUGAAAGCUGAGCUACAUCACAAUUUGCUGUCCCCAAUGGAUUCUUUGACAUUUCCUUCUUAAGCUUCUAUUCAGAUACCUCAGCUCAUCCUUGCUUGGUUGUAGAGACUCAUUUCCCUUGACUGCAUUAUGAUCCAGCUGAGUGUUGAGAGCUGGGCUGAAGAAAUGUUUGUGGCAGAGGUCUAUGCUCAGGAUUCUGCUAUAUCAAGAAUCUAAUUCUACGAUAUCAAGAAUCUAAUUUCUAAGCUGCCUCAGAAAAAACAACUCUGAGUCUGAAACUGCCUCGCAAAGGACUGCUAUGACAGUUAUGAAGAGAAUAUUUGAACACCUUCCCUGUUUUUGUAACUAUACAUAAGUAUACUAAUGCCAGACAGCUCCCCCACAAAUGUAUCUUUUUUUGCAGUGAAGGACACUUCCUGCAGUACACGCAUGAUUUAUAGCCAUCGGAUCAAAUUGUAGAACAAAAUGAGUUGCUCUGGUAAUAUGUGUGGCUCACUUUUUUUAAUGCUGGACAUUACAUCUCAGGAGAAACCUUCUGUGGUUACCUGUACAUGUGUAGUUUCCUGCUUGUUAUUUAUUAAGGACUGUUAGUGUUAUUUAUUUAUUUAUAGCAGGAAAAGAUGACCGUGCUCUUCUAAUCCACUGUACUGAAUCAGGGCAAAUGGAUUUAAGCUUUUUCCUAGAGGAUGCUUACCCAGAAUAAAAGGAUCACAAAUUA
Varanus komodoensis (Komodo dragon) is the source of this 2558-nucleotide messenger RNA. It is a transcript of the gene NICN1, whose product is annotated as nicolin 1. The transcript is spliced from 7 exons. Gene Ontology annotation, cellular component: nucleoplasm. The coding region runs from base 186 to 848 and encodes 220 amino acids. The record is from RefSeq and is a predicted model, not a curated record. NCBI's taxonomy places the organism in Eukaryota, Metazoa, Chordata, Lepidosauria, Squamata, Varanidae.